Messenger RNA from Echinops telfairi (small Madagascar hedgehog), 2268 nucleotides. It is a transcript of the gene ANKFN1, whose product is annotated as ankyrin repeat and fibronectin type III domain containing 1. Gene Ontology annotation, cellular component: spindle. Gene Ontology annotation, molecular function: protein binding. Bases 190 to 2268 code for a protein of 692 amino acids. Gene Ontology annotation, biological process: regulation of establishment of bipolar cell polarity; establishment of mitotic spindle orientation. The record is from RefSeq and is a predicted model, not a curated record. Lineage: Eukaryota; Metazoa; Chordata; Mammalia; Afrosoricida; Tenrecidae. The transcript is spliced from 16 exons.
CUACUCUUUAAAGACAGGCAUUUCACUUGCAGUAAAAUAAUAGGAAGGAGGUUUGCUUGCUUUGCGCAGAGGCUGAGCCACAGGAGAAAGCAAAGCCAAUGUGAUUUAUUGAAUGAAAGCGCUGGACAAUUACCAACAACUUGUUCCUCGGCUGCCUCGAACAACCUCAACUGGAACUGCCGUGUGACAAUGACCCAAGAAAUGCAGAAUUUACAUCUGGCUCAGCCAAAAAAGCACAGCGCUCCGUCUUCUCCCAACGCUGCCAAGCGCCUCUACAGGAACCUCUCGGAGAAGUUAAAGGGGAGCCACUCCUCAUUCGACGAGGCCUAUUUCAGGACCAGAACUGACCGGCUGAGCCUCAGGAAGACCUCGGUGAAUUUCCAGGGCAACGAAGCCAUGUUUGAGGCUGUGGAGCAGCAGGACAUGGAUGCUGUGCGGAUCCUCCUGUGUCAGUACACGGCCGAGGAGCUGGAUCUCAACACACCCAACAGCGAGGGCUUGACACCCCUGGACAUUGCCAUCAUGACCAACAAUGUGCCCAUCGCUAGGAUCCUUCUGAGGACAGGGGCCCGAGAAAGUCCACACUUUGUCAGCCUGGAAAGCCGAGCACUACACCUCAACACUCUGGUCCAGGAAGCCCAGGAGAGGGUGAGCGAACUGUCUGCCCAGGUGGAGAAUGAAGGGUUCAGUUUGGACAACACGGAGAAAGAGAAGCAGCUGAAAGCCUGGGAGUGGAGGUACCGGCUCUACCGACGCAUGAAAACGGGCUUCGAGCAUGCCAGGGCUCCUGAGGUGCCAGCCAAUGUCUGUCUCCUGGUAACCAGCAGCACGUCACUCACUGUCACCUUCCAGGAGCCUCUGAGUGUCAACGCAGCUGUAGUGACCAGAUACAAAGUGGAAUGGAGCAUGUCCAAAGACUUCUUUCCUUUGGCUGGAGAAAUCAUCAUGGAUAACCUGCAGGCGCUGAGAUGCACAAUCACAGGACUUGUGAUGGGGCAACAGUACUUUGUUCAAGUUUCGGCUUAUAACAUGAAAGGAUGGGGACCUGCUCAGACCACCACACCGGCAUGCGCCUCUCCUUCUAGCUGGAAAGACUAUGACGACAGAGAGCCCAGACACAGGGGGCAGAGUGAAAUCUUGGAAGGGCUGCUGCAGCAGGUCCGAGCCCUUCACCAGCGCUACAGUUGCCGGGAAAGUUCAAAAUCACAAGCCACAGGCCGCAAGCAGUCCGUCUCUAGGAGCCUGAAGCACCUAUUUCAUUCCUCAAACAAGUUUGUGAAGACCUUAAAGCGGGGACUCUACAUAGCCGUUAUAUUUUAUUACAAAGACAAUAUGUUAGUCACCAAUGAAGAUCAGAUACCGAUUGUUGAAAUAGAUGACUCUCAUACCAGUUCCAUUACACAAGACUUUCUCUGGUUCACCAAGCUGUCUUGUAUGUGGGAAGACAUAAGGUGGUUGAGGCAAAGUGUACCUAUCUCCAUGUCCUCGUCCACGGUACUGCAGACUCGGCAGAAGAUGCUGGCAGCAACAGCCCAGCUCCAGAAUUUGCUCGGAACACACAACCUGGGCCGAGUUUACUAUGAGCCCAUUAAGGACCGUCAUGGAAACAUCCUCCUCGUCACCAUCCGAGAGGUAGAAAUGCUCUACUCCUUUUUCAAUGGCAAGUGGAUGCAGAUCUCCAAGCUGCAAAGCCAGAGGAAGUCUUUGUCAACCCCCGAGGAGCCCACCGCCUUGGACAUUUUACUGAUAACCAUCCAGGAUAUUCUUUCCUAUCACAAACGGAGCCAUCAGCGCCUCGCUCCUGGAUUAUAUCUGGGUUACCUAAAGCUGUGUAGUUCUGUGGAUCAGAUCAAAGUUCUCGUCACCCAAAAGUUGCCCAACAUCCUCUGCCACGUGAAGAUCCGUGACAACAACAACAUUUCCAAAGAGGAAUGGGAAUGGAUCCAAAAGCUUUCUGGCUCUGAAUAUAUGGAAAGUGUGGAUCAUACUUCUGACUGCCCCGUGCAAUUGUUCUUCUACGAGCUCCAGAUGGCAAUGAAAGCCCUUCUCCAGCAGAUCAAUAUACCUCUGCACCAGGCAAGGAACUUCCGCCUCUACACACAGGAGGUGUUGGAAAUGGGUCACAAUGUGUCCUUUCUUCUCCUGCUCCCUGCCUCAGACGACGUCUGUACAGCCCCAGGACAGAAUAAUCCUUACACCCCACACUCAGGCUUUCUUAACCUCCCUCUUCAGAUGUUUGAACUCGGUAUACUAGCUUGUUUCACCUAG